Polypterus senegalus (gray bichir) is the source of this 2349-nucleotide messenger RNA. Its product is annotated as zinc finger protein 525-like. Lineage: Eukaryota; Metazoa; Chordata; Cladistia; Polypteriformes; Polypteridae. Gene Ontology annotation, biological process: regulation of transcription by RNA polymerase II. Gene Ontology annotation, molecular function: RNA polymerase II cis-regulatory region sequence-specific DNA binding; DNA-binding transcription factor activity. The record is from RefSeq and is a predicted model, not a curated record. The transcript is spliced from 3 exons. Bases 382 to 1440 code for a protein of 352 amino acids.
CUCCAGCGGCCCACCAAACCUGCCUUGAUUGAGUAAAUGGAUGGAUAAUUAUGUAUUUUAUUAUUGUUCCCUUCUGCACAUCUGUUUAUCUUUUUAUUUCUAUAUUAUUAUGUUUUGUUAGUUUUAUGACUCUUUCUGCUUUGGUAAGACGUGUGGAUAUCUGACACUGUGACAGACAGAGACAGGUGGGGGUGAAAAUGAAGCCCCUGGAGAGCACAGCUAUCUAUAUCCGUCAGGCUGAUGUGUGACCCCCUGUGAUCAGAGGCAGAGACCAACAAAGGAGCCACACAGAGAUGCAGGUCAGUCGAGUGGAAGACGCGGGUUGAGCCACAAGGGAGAGAGAAAAAGAAAAAGCUGCUGUUUGCUGGAACAUCUCAGUAGAUGUUAGGGUUUGUGGACGCAAAUAUCAUGGAGAAAACUGUGAAUAUUAAGGAGGAGGACUGUGAGUGGGAGUCCAUCUACCUUAAACAGGAAAGUCUGAGCAUCAAGGAGGAGGACAGUGAACUGCAGCCAGUGGGCAUUAAAGAAGAACAUGAAGAGAAAUCUGUCAGUAUUGAGACACAUAACCGUACAAAGCUGGACAGUGUAAAAGAAGACAACCAUCAUGAUGGGUGUCAAGAUGGAGUGGUGACCAGGUUAGACUCUUCUCAGAGCAGACACUGUUCAUCUCCAGAGCCUUCUAUCAAUGUGAAGUCUGAAUCAUUAGAGUCUGAACCAAAGAGGGCUGUGGAAACUACAUCUGUUAGAGCUCAGAAAAAUAAGCGACCACCUUCAAAGAAGUCUGGAAAAAGAAAGAAAGAUCACUGCUGUGUGGAAUGUGGCAGAGAAUUCCCUAAAAAGAGUGCUCUUCAGAAACACAUGAGAGAUCACACGGAAGAGAAGACCUAUUGUUGUAAUGAAUGUGGUAAACAGUUUUCAGACAUGCGCAAUCUUCAGAGACACACUAGAGUUCACACCGGAGAGAAGCCAUAUUGCUGUAGUGAAUGUGGCAAACAGUUUUCACAUAUGAACAGUCUGAAGGACCACACUAGAGUUCACACCGGAGAGAAGCCAUAUUGCUGUAAUGAAUGUGGCAAACAGUUUUCACAUAUGAGCUAUCUGAAGGACCACUCUAGAGUUCACACCGGAGAGAAGCCAUAUUGCUGUAAUGAAUGUGGUAAACAGUUUUCACAUAUGAGCAAACUGAAGGACCACACUAGAGUUCACACCGGAGAGAAGCCAUAUUGCUGUAAUGAAUGUGGUAAACAGUUUUCACAAAAACACCGUCUUGAGGUACACACGAGAGUUCACACUGGAGAGAAGCCAUAUUGCUGUAAUGAAUGUGGUAAACAGUUUUCACAGAGCAUCAUUCUUCAGAGACACACAAAAGUUCACAACAGAAUAAAAACAGUAGCAGUUCAAAAAUCAGUCCAGAAAAACCAAGAACCUUUCAGGACUUAAGAAUGAGGUUCAAUCAUGUCCUGAAAAGUAAGCAACUAAACUAUUGUUAAGAAAUGAAUCUCAAAGAGAAGACAUAUUGCUGUUUGGAACGUGGCAAACAAAUCUGUCAGUGCAGUACACUUCAGAGACGCACCAGAAUUCCCACCGGAGAGAAGUACAACUGAACUGUCCUGACUAAAGAGUGAGGUUCACUCCUGCCUGCACAGUAAGCACAUGUAACUGACACAAAUCCAUCCUACUUAGUGUUGUGUCAAAAACAAAUCAACAUGGAGGAGACAUAGAAGUUUACAUCCUUUUUCCUUUUCCACAAACAAAAGAAAGAACAGGGCUCUCACCAAAGCCCCUACAGCCUCCACCAUGUGCCUAAUUUUGUUUUUAUAACAUACAUAUUACAUAUAGAACUAUUUACAAUAUAUUAUACACAUUUCAUCAGAAAAAAGAUAAAAAAAACACUUUACAAUAAUCAAAUCAAAAUCAAAUUAGAAAAGACUUUUAGAGAACAGACUUACCUGUACAGCAUCCACCAUCGCCUGAAGGUGCCUGCCGUCUGUGGGGAGUCACAUUAAUUAGCAUGCGUACUCUAAAAUAUGACACUAAGUUUACACAAACAAUUGCUUUUUGGAAAAUUCAUAACUGAAAGAUACAAAAAAAAUUAAAAAGACAGAAUUCACUUUGCUACACAUAUUACAGUACUGGAUGUGGCCAACAAUUCUCACAAAUCGGAAUCUUCUGGGCCACAAAGAAUUCAGACUGGGUGCCACCUCCAGAGGUGGACUUCGUUGGAGAAGAUCUACACCGGGGGCUAUCAACGCUUUGUCAUGGCAUACCACCCAAAAAAUAUAAUUGUUAUAAAAUACCUGCAUUUUUAUUUUGGUGUUAAAUUGUUAAUUACUGAAUUGUUAUGUUAAA